This is a messenger RNA of Ascochyta rabiei, 177 nucleotides long. RefSeq lists its product as uncharacterized. Lineage: Eukaryota; Fungi; Ascomycota; Dothideomycetes; Pleosporales; Didymellaceae. The record is from RefSeq and is a predicted model, not a curated record. Bases 1 to 177 code for a protein of 58 amino acids. The transcript has a single exon.
AUGCGAUGUGUGCAAUUAUGCCGGCCUCGCUGCACGCAAAGUACUACCAGAUUGGCGAUGACGUCGAAUCAAGAACCGUUCAACAAAGAAGCUUUGGCCUAUGAAAUGUCCGCGGUACUAGUCGGAAGCAUUGGCAUCGGCCUUGCGUCAUGCGACAACCUAGCACACUACGCUUGA